This is a messenger RNA of Periconia digitata, 1731 nucleotides long. NCBI's taxonomy places the organism in Eukaryota, Fungi, Ascomycota, Dothideomycetes, Pleosporales, Periconiaceae. The record is from the annotation of a GenBank genome assembly.
CUCCUUCUACACAAAAUGGCCAAAGAGUGGGGUAACCAAGGCUCCGUAAAGGUGCGUCGUCAGAAUGAAUACAGCCGACUGAUUAAAUUUGCUGCCGUCCUGCUCACGACAGUCUUUCUGUUCCGCAAUUACAUCACCGAAACGCUCGCAGCCCACUGGACGCAGAACCCUACCAAGUUCGAGGCGAAAUGCCCCCAAGUCGAACCUCUCUAUCCAUCGCAAAGCACAAAAGAGCUUGUUGAUCUAGAAGAAUAUCUCACAUCCGAUGAAUUCCGCAACAAGUCCAUCGAAAAGCUGGCUGGCGCCGUCCGUAUUGCAACACAGUCUUUCGACGAUAUCGGACCUGUAGGCGAGGAUCCUCGAUGGGAUAUCUUCUACUCGUUUGCGGACUAUCUCAGUUCUACCUUUCCUUUGGUCCAUUCUUCGUUACAGUUGGAGAAGGUCAACACGCACGGAUUGUUGUUCACGUGGCCGGGUACUGAUCCCAAUCUGAAGCCGACUGUGCUCAUGGCUCAUCAGGAUGUUGUUCCCGUCCCAGAUAGUACCGUUGAGCAAUGGACACAUCCACCGUUCAGUGGCUACUACGACGGAAAAUUCAUCUGGGGAAGAGGCAGUAGUGACUGCAAGAAUCAGCUCAUUGCUGCUUUGGAGGCCAUUGAAUCACUCAUAGAAGCCGGAUAUAUCCCAAAACGAACAGUGAUUCUGUCUUUUGGAUUUGACGAAGAGAUCUCAGGACACCGAGGUGCAGGCCACUUAGCGGAAGUCUUGGUCAAGAGAUAUGGCCGCCACGGUGUUGCAGUCAUCGUAGACGAAGGCAUGUCUGUGAUUGAUAAUUGGGGGCAGGUCUGGGCUGUUCCCGGCGUAGGAGAGAAGGGGUAUGUUGAUGUAGAAGUCACGGUGCGCAUGCCCGGGGGGCAUUCCAGCAUUCCACCCGAGCACAACGGAAUCGGGGUUGCUGGUGAACUUAUCACUCUCAUCGAAGCAAACCCCUACGAUCCCUAUCUGGAUGAGACAAACCCCUACCUCUCCCUGCUUCACUGCGGCGCGGAACACGCACCCUCAUUUCCAAACAAGCUCAAAAAGCUUCUGGACAAGCGGGACCGCCAAUCAACAUGCACAAAGAAGCACGGGAAAGACGACUUAGCCCUCGAAGCAGCUAAACUCGGACCAGCGAUAAAGUAUCUAUUUACGACCUCCGUAGCUAUCGACCUGAUAAGUGGCGGCGCAAAAGCAAAUGCACUUCCCGAAAGAACGCAAUUCACGGUCAAUCAUCGCAUCAACGUCGGCUCAGAUUCCAAGGCUGUGUUUACCCACAUUACCGCACUCGCGGCACAAGUGGCAAAGAAACAUGAUCUAGCCCUGAUACCAUUCAAUGGCACCGAGACCCCAUCUUCUAUCACAUUAUCCGUAUACAAAAUACUCGAGCCAGCGCCUACAACGCCGACAUUUGAACCGCGUCUUACACCAUUUGAUGUUCUCUCUGGCACGUCGCGUGCGAUCUACUCAAACGAAUUGCUUGUUGCUCCGGGCAUCAUGACUGGCAAUACAGAUACACACUACUACUGGAACGUGAGCGAGCACAUUUUCCGUUAUGGUGUCGGAUGGGAUAAAGAGCAAGUUGGGCUGGGAGACAUCCACACGGUCAAUGAGAGAAUCGGCGUUCAGGGUCACGUCGAUGGUGUCAGGUGGUUCGUACAAUUUGUAAGGAAUAUGGACGAAGCAGAGUUGUGA